Molecule: messenger RNA, 3231 nt
Organism: Adineta ricciae
Lineage: Eukaryota; Metazoa; Rotifera; Eurotatoria; Adinetida; Adinetidae
Source: the annotation of a GenBank genome assembly
AUGAAUUUUCAACGCGUUUUUACACGUUUUUUUAAGGGUCUUGUCUGUCUGGGUCUUACUCAUGCACUUCGAACAACUGAAUAUCAUGAUCGAGAUGAGCAAUACUAUUGGAUUCUUGAUGCUCUUGGUCUUCGCAAACCAUUUAUUUAUGAAUAUGCACGUUUGAACAUGCAAUAUACAGUGCUAUCAAAACGUAAAUUAACAUGGUUUGUCAAUGAGAAAAUUGUCGAUGGUUGGAAUGAUCCACGUUUGCCAACUGUACGUGGUAUUCUUCGUCGCGGUAUGACUGUUGAAGGUCUUCGACAAUUUAUCAUCGCUCAAGGUUCAUCACGAUCAGUCGUUUUAAUGGACUGGGAUAAGAUCUGGGCAUUCAAUAAGAAACAAAUCGAUCCUGUAGCACCACGUUAUACUGCUCUAUUGAAAAAUCAACUAGUCAAGUUACAUUUGAAGAAUGUUACGAAGGAAGAGUGUAAUCAACAUCAAAAACAUCCAAAAGAUCCAAGCAUUGGUAUGAAGAAUGUCUAUUCUGGUCCAACAGUACUGAUUGAAAAGGAUGAUGCUGUACAAAUCACUGACGGACAGAUUGUUACGUUGAUGAAUUGGGGUAACAUCAAGAUUAAUCAUGUUAAAAAGAACAAUGCCGGUGAAAUCGAAUUGAUCGAAGGUGAAACUCAAUUGGAUAAUAAAGAUUUUAAGAAUACUCUCAAAUUAACAUGGCUUGCUGAAACAAGUCAAGCACCAUUGACACCGGUGACCUGCAUUCAUUAUGAUAAUAUCAUGACAAAAGCAAAACUCGAUGAAGGCGAUACAUUCGAGAACUUCGUUAACUAUGGAUCAAAAUCUAAAUAUGACGUCAUCGGUGAACCAGAUAUGGCUCAAUUGAAGAAAGGAGAUAUUAUUCAAAUCCUUCGCAAAGGUUAUUAUAUCUGCGACAGUCCAUACAAUGCUGAUAAUAAACAACCAUGUAUUCUUCUGAAUAUUCCGGACGGAGGUACUAAAGAAAAGCCAACAUCAUUGAAAUCGACUGAUCCAAAUGCUUCCGGAGAUAAAUCAAAAGCUGCGGCAGGAGCAACUGCAGCAGCCGUAGUAUCAAGUCCUGAAGCCGAUAAAUUAGUCGAACAGAUUACUCAGCAAGGUGAAAAAGUUCGAAAUUUGAAAGGCAAUAAAUCGUCACCAAAAGACGAAGUGGAUGGCGCAGUCAAAGAACUUUUAGCCUUAAAAGAGAAAUACAAAAAGUUAACUGGUGCUGAUUAUAAACCAGCGAGUGCAUCAGCAUCAGCAUCAGCGUCAUCAAGUUCAACACAAAAGGAAAAUAAGAAACCAGCAUCAGCUCCAGCCACCGCUGCUGCUGGUGCUACGGCAACAACGACAGCGACAUCUGCAGAAACUGAACAGCUUCUCGAAAACAUAACAAAACAAGGAGAUAAAGUGCGUGAACUCAAAGCAAAUAAAUCGGCACCAAAAUUAAAAUCUCGUAUCGACGGACAAGCGAAUCUUGUUCGUCAAUUAAAAGGUGAUCCUAAUCAGAAUAAAGAUGAAGUCACAGCUGCCGUGCAAGAAUUAUUGAAAUUAAAAGAGCAAUACAAAACCCUAACGGGUACUGAUGUUCCAUCGACUGGCGCAGCUCCGGCACGUAAAGAAAAAGAAAAGAAGCCUGCUGCUGCUAAGUCAACUGACAAUGAACAAGCGGCUGGAUCAGGUUCAUCAGACGUCAAAAAACAAACGAAACUUGGCAUUGAAGUCAAGAAGGAAGAAAAUCUUGCCGAAUGGUACGGACAAGUUGUCCGUAAGGGCGAAUUGAUUGAAAACUAUGAUGUAUCUGGAUGUUAUAUUCUUCGUCCAUGGGCUUAUUUUCUUUGGGAACAAAUACAAGCUUUUGUCGAUGAAGAAAUCGCGGCUAUGGGCGUGCAAAAUUGCUAUUUUCCAUUGUUUGUUUCACAUAGUGCACUUCAUCGUGAACAAACCCAUAUUGCUGAUUUUUCACCAGAAGUUGCUUGGGUAACCAAAUCAGGUGACAGUGAAUUGGCUCAACCAAUUGCUGUGCGUCCAACAAGUGAAACAAUUAUGUAUCCAGCGUAUGCUAAAUGGAUUCGUUCGCAUCGAGAUCUUCCAUUGAAAUUGAAUCAAUGGAACAAUGUUGUGAGAUGGGAAUUCAAAAAUCCACAACCAUUUCUUCGUACGCGAGAGUUUCUCUGGCAAGAAGGUCAUACAGCAUGGGCAACAGAGAAAGAAGCUUCCGAAGAAGUUUACCAAAUUCUCGACUUGUACGCUCGAGUGUAUUCAGAUUUAUUAGCCAUACCAGUAAUUAAAGGACGUAAAACAGAAAAAGAAAAAUUUGCUGGUGCUGACUGGACAACAACCAUCGAAGGUUACAUUGCUGCUAGUGGACGUGGUAUUCAAGCUGCAACAUCACACCAUUUAGGCCAAAACUUCUCGAAAAUGUUUGACAUUACGUUCGAAGAUCCACAAACACAAGCUAAAACAUAUGUGUACCAAAAUUCAUGGGGCUUGACAACACGAACCAUCGGUGUGAUGACCAUGACCCAUGGUGACAACAAAGGUUUAGUUUUACCGCCACGCAUCGCUAAAUAUCAGAUCGUUAUCGUUCCAUGUGGUAUUACAGCGUCACUAUCGAAAGAAGAUGAAGAUGCUUUGGUAAAUACAUUGAAAGAAAUUGAAGGUAAAUUGAAAAAAGCCGGUCUUCGUGUUUAUGGUGAUUAUCGAGAUAAUUAUGCACCGGGAUGGAAAUUUAAUCAAUGGGAAAUGAAAGGCGUUCCAAUUCGUGUUGAAUUCGGUCCAAAUGAUAAAUCUCGUUCACAAUUAACUGUAGUACUCCGUCAUACAGGAGCGAAAUCAACAAUUCCCAUUGAGAACUGUGAAACUAAACUACGUGAAAUCCUCGAACAAAUUCACAACGAUCUAUACGCUAAAGCUAAAGCCGAACUUGAUAGUCACAUUGUAGUUGUUAAAGAUUGGGCUGGUUUCUUGAAAGGUCUUGACAAUUCUUGUAUCAUGUUAACACCAUUCUGCGGCGAACCAUCAUGUGAAGAUAAUAUUAAACAAGAUAGUGCUCGGGAUGCUGUCGUUGAAGAAGGUGCACCAGCUAUGGGCGCUAAAGGUCUCUGUAUUCCGUUCGAACAACCAGAGAAACUUGCCGAGAAUCAACAAUGUUGUCAUCCGGCAUGUAAAAACAAAGCGAAAUAUUUUACAUUGUUUGGUCGAAGUUACUAA